AUCGAUGAACUUGGGUACCUAUACAAGAUGCUGAAUAAUAAGCUCGAGUAUUUUGAUAUGCUUCAUCGGUGUUCGUAUGUUAUAUGUUUUGGAAGUAAGUGAUGCUCGCGAAAUGAAUGUAUGCUUGGGAUUAGUUAUUUUCUUAUGGAAUUUUUUAUUCAGCCAUGCUCAACUGCUAAGAAGACCUUUUCAACGCGAAGUGCACAAGGAAUUACCGCCGAAGGUGCUCAAUAAUACAGCGGAUUACAUAGAACAUUACGGUUACACAGCAGAACAUCACAAUGUAAUAUCAGAAGACGGAUUUCUCAUUUCUGUAUUCAGAAUACCCAGCGAAGGGACGCCGAUUUUAUUACAACAUGGUUUGCUUCUCGCAUCAGACUCGUGGGUGUUACAAGGACCAGAAUACGAUUUGGCAUUCAUUCUAGCCGAUAAAGGUUACGAUGUCUGGAUAGCUGAUAAUAGAGGCAAUACUUAUUCAAGAGCACAUCUCAAAUUAUCACCGAAAAGCGCCAAGUUUUGGAAUUUUAGUUUUCACGAAAUGGGAUACUACGACAUGCCAGCAGUAAUCAACUACAUUUUACAUCUAACCAAACACAAAGCAGUAGAUAUCAUAGGGCAUUCGAUCGGAGCAACCAAUGCCCUGAUUAUGUGCUCCACAAGACCCGAAUAUAAUGAAAAAGUUCGUUCUGUCAUUGCCUUGGCUCCAGGUGUAUUUUUCAACAGCUCGUCUCAAUCAAACGUUCAACAAAUCUUGGCUCGUUAUGGUCCUUACUUAAAAUUCUUGCAUGUACAUCACGGAGUCAACGAAUUCUUUCCUAGAAAUGAUUUGUCUAAUAGAGCGUCUAGAAUUAUGUGUCGUAUCGAUUCUCCUUUAUACCAUUUAUGUUUAUUUUAUAUGCAAAAUGUUCUCGGCUUCACUAGUAUAACAAAGCAGCAUCAUAAACCUGCAAUCGACUACUCAAACGCAACACCACGAGGAGUAUCGUAUAAAACACUGUUACACGUGACGCAAUUCGGCCAGCUAGGAAAAUUUAUGCAAUUUGAUUACGGACCAAAAACAAAUAUCAUGGUGUACGGAACAAGAACCCCACCGGAAUACAAUUUAAGUCAAGUAACAGCACCGGUAGCUUUACUCUAUAGCGAUGGCGAUGUUCAUAUAGCUUCUCAAGAUGUAUCGCUUUUGCAAACCCAAUUACCAAAUGUCGUGGCCAGUUAUCGAAUAGAUAAGCAUUUAUUUAACCAUAUGGAUUUCAUUUGGGGUGGCGAUGCCAGAGAAACCGUCUAUGAUUUCAUAUUGGAAAUAUUCAACCAUUUAGACAACGAAAACAUCGAUUCGGAAACAUAAGCUGGCUAUGUUUUCAAUUUUUUAUGAUUGAAAAAGAUUUCAUCACUGGUUCCUCUCAUUAAAUCGUAUUCUCUUCAUGGUUUUAA
Molecule: messenger RNA, 1431 nt
Organism: Planococcus citri (citrus mealybug)
Lineage: Eukaryota; Metazoa; Arthropoda; Insecta; Hemiptera; Pseudococcidae
Product: lipase 3-like
Exons: 7
Coding region: 77-1345 (422 amino acids)
Molecular function (GO): hydrolase activity, acting on ester bonds
Source: RefSeq, a predicted model, not a curated record